AUGGACCUGUCGAAGCAACCAGUCGAAAAACUCUUUCAGCUUCUGUACUUCGAGCUUCUCAAGCUGGACAAAAGUGGCUCGGAGAGAACCCUUCCUCUAUCAGAGUACAGCAUGGUGCAGGACACGCCCUGCCCGAACCGGAUUCUUGCAUUGACAGAGGAGGCCAAAAGAUUAGCGGAGGAGGUGAACCAGCUGCACCUGAACACCACAGGCACUUCUGGGCUGUACUGGACACUUCACAAGUACCCAGAGGAGCACAGCUGGGCAUGGCUUCUAAGCCACACACAGGACCGAGUAAUGAGAAAAGUCUGGCAAUACCUGGUUCGGCUGCAGACUGUUGCAGUUCCGGAUGAUGCUCCUUGCGUGUCGCCAAAUCUUCGCACGAUCCUGAUGACUGCUGUAUCAACAUGGAAAAAGAUCUUAGGAGAACACUCAGCCUUGCUGUGGAACAGCAUUGCUUUCGGAGUCCUUGGCGAUGUGACUUCCUGGCGAGAUCUGGAUGAGGAGGGCCAGGUUGCAGAUGAGCCGGGAGGUGAACCUCCAAACGUCAGCUGGUCUGAAAAUUUGAUUUUUGGCAACAUGUUUGUCUCCUCUUUGCAGAAAUUUCUGGAUUUUCAUUCGAAGGAGCUCAGCUCUGCUGUUUACCAGGAGUUGCUGCAUGCGAAACAUGCCGAAGAACGAGGGAUGUUCUAUGAUUUCAGUGCAGGCGAGGAACACAGGAAGAGCGAGGAUGGUUCGUACUCUUCCUUUGAGUACUUAAGACGGCAGACCUUCAAUGGUUGGGUCUUGGACAAGGGCCUGAUGAGGGGCUUUCUGAGACACUGCCUGAAGCCUGUCUAUGGCUUUGCUGCAAAACGAUCAGUGGGUGAUUUUGGCGCUGGUGGUGGGCAGUACAGCGCCUGGUUGAAUGACACUGGCCUGGUUGAGGCCUUGGCGUUUGACAACACCAUGGCUGUGAAGGAUAUCACUGGUGGGGCUGUUCAGGAGGUAGAUUUGAUGCAGCCGGAACUUGAUUUGCAGAGGAAGUUUGAUUGGGUGAUGUGCUUGGAUGUCGCUUCCCUCCUUCCAAAGCAGAAGGCGGCCAUGCUGCUGCACAACAUCAAAAGGCAUGUUAAACCUGGUGGUGGCCUUCUCCUGAACUGGGGAGAAGCCUCAGACAAAGCAGACCAAGAGGACACUCGACGCUUUGUUGAGGAGACCGGCUUCAACUUCGACCAGAAAACAACCGAGACAAUCCGUCUCGGCGCUGAAACGAGCAAGUUCAAGGCCAAUGUCAUGCUCUUCCGAGCUUGA
Messenger RNA from Cladocopium goreaui, 1293 nucleotides. NCBI's taxonomy places the organism in Eukaryota, Dinophyceae, Suessiales, Symbiodiniaceae. The record is from the annotation of a GenBank genome assembly.